This is a messenger RNA of Crotalus tigris (Tiger rattlesnake), 4397 nucleotides long. It is a transcript of the gene DIS3L2, whose product is annotated as DIS3 like 3'-5' exoribonuclease 2. The transcript is spliced from 22 exons. Gene Ontology annotation, molecular function: 3'-5'-RNA exonuclease activity; RNA binding. Gene Ontology annotation, biological process: miRNA catabolic process. Bases 157 to 3498 code for a protein of 1113 amino acids. The record is from RefSeq and is a predicted model, not a curated record. Lineage: Eukaryota; Metazoa; Chordata; Lepidosauria; Squamata; Viperidae. Gene Ontology annotation, cellular component: exosome (RNase complex); P-body.
CUUCGGCUUCGCUCUCCGCGAGCUGGGAAGGCCUCGUCGGGACCCGUAGAACGCCAUCCGCGAGACCCGGAAGGAGAGGCAAACCGGAAGUGGGGAAGUUGAAGCCGAUGCUGAGCCCCAGUGCGGAGUUUGGGCAGCCAGUAGUGUUCUGGGAGUAUGGAGCCACGAGGGUGCGUCCACAGCCCAGCUGCCCAUCCUGGGAAAGACGGGCCCAGCAAGCCGUACAGGAACGCUUACGCCAGGCUUGUGCAGAAGCACCACAGCGGCCGCUUCCGCUCCUACCUCAACCACAUCGCUCAGAAGCUGCAGCCGGAGGGGAACCUUUUCCAGGACUUGGCUCCAGAGGUGGAGCCGUCUCCGAAAAGGGGUCCCGGGAGAGAAGCGCCGGUGAAGAACGGGAUGAAGCCAGGCCGGGCUCCUCCCGCUGGCACCUUGCAGUCCCUCCAGCCAGACCUCAGAAACUUUGAGGGGCUGCGAAGCAGCAAAGAGGACCGUUCGGUCAGCAGCCCGCAGCCCCGUCGAGGAGCUCCUGGUGGUGGGAAGAGAGAGGAGGAAGAGGAGGAGGAGGGAGAGGAGGAGGAAUCAGCAGCAGAAGAAGAGGAGGUCCUUUCUAAUCGACCUGCAGAUCCGAUAGUCGUCUUGAGAACCAAACUUCACCAAGUGCGCGGGCAGGAGACGUCCAGACCGCUGGAGAAGACUCCCAACUCUGGAGAGAGGAGCAAAGUGGAGCUUUGGAAAAACAAAGGCAGCGGCCCUUUGGCUCCCAUGGAUGGCAGCGGCGUCUGCCUGCCCGCAGGACAACUGAGCCUGGAGCUGCCUUCCGCCACUGCCAGCUGCUCGUCGCCUCGGCAGAUCUACGACAAGCGAGGUCCAGCCAGGCCCAGGAACAACUCUGAAUCAACCAGAGGCCCCCCAAAUGUGGACAGGAGGCGACAACUGUCCGAAUCGCAAGUUGUCACUGUGAGCAGCUCCGAUUGCAGGAUGAACUUCCGACAUCAAGGAACUCCCAAAGGAGCCCCUUAUGCUGCGUCUUCGACCCCGGGAGAGAGGAAGAAUUGGAGCAAAGCCAGUCGGACGCGGAAGAAGAUAUUUGAAGCCUACAUGUCGAAGGAGGACGUAUCAAAGGGUCUGAAGAGAAAAACACUGAUUCAGGGACCCCUAAGGAUAAACCCCAAGAAAUACCAUGAUGCCUUCAUUCCUUCCCCAGACGGCACUCAGGAUAUUUUCAUCGAUGGAGUCGUCGCGCGCAACAGAGCCCUGAACGGCGACAUGGUGGUGGUGAAGCUGCUUCCGAAGGAACAGUGGAAGGUAAACAAGCCAGAUGUUUCUGACCAAGAAACGGAAGCUCCUCCAGGCUCAGAGGACCCCUCGCGUUCACCGGGCGCUGCCCUCCUUCCCAGCCCAGGCAAAGGGGAUGCCGGCGGCCUGCAUGUCACGACGGCGGCUCCAUUUGGCGACGCAAGCGAACAAGAGAACACGAGAGACCUCCAGCAGCUGUCCCUGGGGGCUGGUGAAAAAGGAAAAGAUUUGGAAAGUUGCAGUGUCCAUGCCUCAAAACCAGAAGACACGGCUAACCCGGAGCAGACUGUACAAAAGACUGCAAAGGUGGUCUACAUAUUGGAGAGGAAGCACUCCCGGACAGCCAUGGGCUUCAUCCGCCUCUUGACCGAUCGCAACAGUGACUUGUUCCAGAAAUACGCCAUGUUCUCGCCGGUGGACCACAGGGUGCCUCGUUCCUACGUGGCCCUGGCUGACUGCCCUCCUGAUUUCGCCACGCGCCCCGAGGACUACGCCAGCAUUCUUUUCAUCUGCCGCAUUGUGGAUUGGCGGGAAGACAGCAACUUUGCCCUGGGGCAACUAGCCCGAAGUCUCGGGCAGGCGGGUGAAAUUGAGCCAGAAACCGAAGGCAUCCUGGCCGAAUACGGGGUGGACACCUCCGAUUUCUCUCCGGACGUCCUGCAGUGUCUCCCGCAGGACCUGCCGUGGGUCAUCCCGUCCGACGAACUCGCCAGGAGAAGAGACUUACGGAAAGAAUGCAUCUUCACCAUUGACCCAUCCACCGCCAAGGAUCUGGACGACGCUCUCUCUUGCAAGCCGCUUCCAGAUGGGAACUUCGAAGUUGGCGUUCACAUCGCGGAUGUGAGUUAUUUCGUCCCGGAAGGCACCGCCCUGGAUGACGUUGCGAGCGAAAGAGCCACAAGUGUUUACCUGGUGCAAAAGGUGAUCCCGAUGCUUCCCCGGCUGCUGUGUGAAGAACUCUGCAGCCUUAAUCCCAUGACAGACAGACUCACCUUCUCCGUCAUUUGGAAGCUGACUCCACAGGGCAAGAUCCUCGAGGAAUGGUUUGGACGGACCGUGAUUCAGUCCUGCGUGAAGCUCAGCUAUGAUCACGCUCAGAGCAUGAUUGAGGAUCCAGGACGGGUGUUUGGGGCGGAGGAGUUGCCCCCCGUCUCCCCCCGCCACACCGUGGCUGAGGUGCACCAAGCCGUCCUCAGCCUCCACGAGAUUGCCAGGCAGCUGCGUCAACAGCGCUUCACGGACGGGGCUCUCCGCUUGGAUCAGAUGAAACUCUCAUUUACUUUGGACAAGGAGACCGGGAUGCCCCAAGGCUGCUACAGCUAUCAGUACCGGGACAGCAACAAACUGGUGGAAGAAUUUAUGCUGCUGGCAAACAUGGCGGUGGCCCAUCGGAUUUACCGUGCCUUUCCCGCCAAAGCCCUCCUGCGCCGGCAUCCCCCGCCCCAGACCAAGAUGCUCCACGACCUCAUGGCCUUUUGCAACCAGAUGGGCCUGGAGAUCGAGUGCACCAGUGCCGGGGCCUUACACAAAAGCCUGAAUGAAACCUUUGGGAACGACCAAUAUAGCGAAGCGAGGAAGGAGGUGCUGACCAACAUGUUCUCUCGUCCCAUGCAGAUGGCGGUCUAUUUCUGCACUGGCAUGCUGAAGAACGAGACUCUCUUCCGGCACUACGCCCUCAACGUGCCUCUCUACACCCACUUUACGUCGCCCAUCCGCCGGUUCCCGGACAUUGUGGUGCACCGGUUGCUCUCGGCUUCCCUGGGGCUGGGUCCUGCCCCACAGAUGGAGAAGGCCGAGAUGCAGAAGCGCGCGGAGCACUGCAACGAUCGGAAGAUGGCUUCCAAGCGGGUGCAGGAACUCAGCGUCGAUCUCUUCUUCGGCGUCUUUGUCAAGGAGUGUGGACCGCUGGAAUCGGAGGCCAUGGUGAUGGGUGUCCUCAACGAGGCCUUUGAUGUCCUGGUGCUGCGAUUCGGAGUCCAGAAGCGCAUUUAUUGCAACGCUCUGCCCUUGGUGGGAUUCCAGUUUCAAAAAGUGGGCAAAAAGCCACAGCUGUCGCUGGUGUGGGAACCGCAGAGCACGGAGCAGGAUGCCCCACGGCAGGUCAUCACCAUAUUCGCCUUGGUGGACGUCGUUCUGCGAGUCGACAGCGGUGCCGUGAAGUACAGCGCGGUGCUGAAGAGGCCCGGUGGCGGAGAGUGAGCAGGCCUGGCUCCCGGUUACGAAUCCUGCCCAUUUGGCCCCAAACCGCUAAUUUUGGCAGCCUCCAGACCUGAACUCCGUGGGAAAAAGAACAGAGACUUUUAAUUGAAUUGAAUUUUUGCAGACGGGUUUUUAUUUUAUCUCGGGGUUUUUAACAAAAGGGGGGGGUAAAACCAAGAUGGCGGCCUCAUGGCCCACAUUAAAAAAAAAAACCAAAAACGAUAGGGCAGGGGUCUUCAAACUUGGCCCUUUUAUGACUUGUGGACUUCAACUCCCAGAAUUCCUCAGCCAGGCAUGCUGGCUGAGGAAUUCUGGGAGUUGAAAUCCACAAGUCAUAAAAGGGCCAAGUUUUAAGACCCCUGCGAUAAGGGCUUUGCUUGUGGAUUGUGGCUGCCAUCUUGAUUUUUUUAUUUUUUAUUUUACCUUCUCCAGCAAGGAGUCACAAAUAGUUUGGAAGUGUAACUCAGCCCUCUUUCCAUCUUCUUUGAUGAUUUGGGGCUUGUUGUUGUUUUUUAAUUUGAAUUUGUGCCCUAUCUAAACAAGAGCAUCUUCCUUGUUGUAUCCAGUCCGCGGGGUGCUCCCUAUCGAUGUAAAUAAUCUCUUACUCAGCUUUGUGUUUCCCCCGUGGCUUCCAUCCAUGGCUCGUGCGUCCGCUGGCUAAACUGGAACUUGCGAUGGGAAAGGAAGCGGUGACAUCUGUGAUGGAGUUGUGGGUCUCUUUUUCAAUGCCGCUGCUUCGCCUCUCCCAAAGCUGCAACUUUAAAUCUGUUUUUUUUUUUUUUUUGCUCUAACAGCUUCUUUUCCCUGGGCAGAUGAAUUGUGAGAAUCUGAGCAUUCUGUAUAAGAAAGGACACCGUCUCGCCUUUGUUCUUCCCCCCCCCCCCGAAAUUCUAAAUAAA